AAUCGCUACGAACCUCCACCAGAGUUUCCUCUGACUUCGUUCUACUCAGGCAUAGUUCACCAUCUUUCGGGUCCCAGCGAGGGAGGAUCCCACCUGGGUCGCCCGAAGACGACCCUCGCUUUCACUGCGCCUUUGGGUUUCGUACCGCCCAAUGACUCGCGCGCAUGUUAG
Candidula unifasciata is the source of this 171-nucleotide messenger RNA. Lineage: Eukaryota; Metazoa; Mollusca; Gastropoda; Stylommatophora; Geomitridae. The record is from the annotation of a GenBank genome assembly.